CACACACACACCGCUCACAGGGGACCCUAUAUAAGGUCUGCAGCUGUCAGGUGGACGACACUGGCUGCUUUGGGGACGACUCGCUUUAGGGAAUUACAGCUCUAGAUACCCGUACAUCCAAACUCUAUAACAAUGUCUCACGCUUGGGGAUACGCAGCUAACAACGGACCCGACAAAUGGGCCGAUAACUUCCCCAUUGCCAAUGGACCCCGCCAGUCUCCUAUUGACAUCCUACCUGGGGCAUCAGCAUACGACGCGGGGCUGAAGCCGCUCCAGCUGAAGUACGACCCCUCCAACUGCCUUGAGAUCCUCAACAACGGACAUUCCUUCCAAGUGACCUUCGCAGAUGACACCGACAGCUCAACUCUGAAAGAAGGCCCCAUCUCAGGGAUAUACAGGCUCAAGCAGUUUCAUUUCCACUGGGGAGCAUCUGACGACAAAGGCUCCGAACAUACCGUGGCCGGGACCAAGUAUCCUGCUGAGCUCCAUCUCGUUCACUGGAACACAAAAUACGCAAGUUUUGGUGAGGCUGCUAGCAAGCCUGAUGGGCUCGCUGUUGUUGGAGUUUUCCUGAAGAUUGACGGUAGAAAUGCCAAUCUCCAGAAGGUUCUUGACACCUUUAGUGACAUCAAGGCCAAAGGCAAGCAGACCACCUUCGCCGGCUUCGACCCUUCCACCUUGCUCCCUGGUUGCCUCGAUUACUGGACCUAUGACGGCUCCCUGACCACACCCCCUCUGCUGGAGAGCGUUACCUGGAUUGUCUGCAAAGAGUCAAUCAGUGUCAGCACUGAGCAGAUGGCCAAAUUCCGCAGCCUGCUCUUCUCUGCUGAGGGCGAGACCGAGUGCUGCAUGAUGGACAACUACCGCCCUCCCCAGCCGCUCAAGGGUCGCUCUGUCCGUGCUUCCUUUAAGUAAUGCCCCUUCCCCCGCUUUUGCCCUUUCUGCCCUGUUGCCCUCUCCCUUCCCCCUCCCGUUAGUCAGAAUUACCUCUUUUGCAGUGAGCCACGAAGCACACAUAUCUCUCUCCAUCCAAUUUUUUAAAGAAAUCUAAUUCCUGUGGCCCGUUGCUUUAAACGCUGGCCAUUCUAACUGUGAUGUGAAGUACUUGAAGGAUUUGCAAGUUUCUCUGUAAGUUACAAGCCAGCACAGAUUCCCUGUCAUAAUUUAUUCUGAAAGACAAAACACUUCACAAUAGCUGCGACACGUUUACUAGGAUUCAGCAUCUGGUGCCAAUGUUUUCCGAGAUGUGUCACCGGAGUUCAUAGGUCUUAUUUUGUGUCAACAAAGACAAAGAAAAAAUUAAGAUAAGCUGCAGUCAAAAUGGUGCCAGCAGGAAGCGGAACGCAUAAGCUAGUCGCAGUGGGCAGCAAGGGGGGGGGGGGGAUGAGACUACAUCACCAUCUGUGAGGAGGUUAAGGUGCAGAUAAAAAAAGACACACACACACACACACACACACUGGACACAUACACUCCCGUUGCCAGUCUGUCUGUAAUCUCUGUCGACUGCCAGCCUCCGCAUCACAGCAGCUUAAUGAAACGCUGCAGCCGCCUCCAUCACAAACGAUUGACUCAGAAAAUCCCCCUCUGGCACACACACACACACACACACACACACACCAUGGCACGCUCAGCCUCGUGCAGACAUGAUGCCUAUAGGCGCUGACCUGCUUAUUGAUUUGAAUGCAGUGCAGAGCAGCAAAGGACACGAGGACGGGCUGCUACUACUGUGAGAUACCGAACAUCAUGGCUCACUGCUCUUAUUUUGCAGCCUAAUUUUUAAAUCGUUCAUGUGUUUGUCAUCCUGUAUUGUGUUUUUAUUAGUAUUGUGUCUUUUCUAACCUGACUGCUUAUGCAAAAUAAGUGAUUCCUAAAUUAUGUUUUGUAACCAAAAGCUCGGCUGCAUUUUGAUGCCGUGGUGAAAUAGCAAUAGAGAGGAAUGAUCCUCCUUUUCUAUAUGAAAUGUGUGUUGUUCUGAAACCCCAGCAAGUGCUAAAGCUUAAAACGCACAGUCGCCUUGAGGGCGAAGCCAUAGUGGCUGAUGCACAAAGCCAAGGAAUAAAUUACCCUGCCAAGGAAGACGGGAAGAAAAGAAGCUGCCAAUGGAUCUGAUUAUAAUGUCAGCCUGCUGAAGAACUAACAAAAGACCAUGAGAGGGACUGAAGACCUCUGGUGUUAGCCCUGUAUGUAUUUAUGAAACAAUAAAGAAAGAUUGUAUUCACAUAAAAAGGAAAAAAAAAUUACCUUAUGCCAAUCUUUAUUAGGGACGUCCUAUGAGUAGGUGUUGUCGUCAUUCUAUUUCUGAAGUGGACGUUUUACUCGUGAAAUAAAUAUAUUUUAUGACUAA
Molecule: messenger RNA, 2344 nt
Organism: Anarrhichthys ocellatus (wolf-eel)
Lineage: Eukaryota; Metazoa; Chordata; Actinopteri; Perciformes; Anarhichadidae
Product: carbonic anhydrase 1
Exons: 7
Coding region: 133-915 (260 amino acids)
Biological process (GO): carbon dioxide transport; regulation of pH
Cellular component (GO): cytoplasm
Molecular function (GO): zinc ion binding; carbonate dehydratase activity
Source: RefSeq, a predicted model, not a curated record